AUGUUGUGUUUGCUGGGCGGUCGCUGGCAGGAAGCCGAGUCGUAUCUCUCGAUUGCCUGCCGAAUGGUGUAUACACUUAGAGGACACGUCUUCGAAGGACAACAGGCUCCGAGUACAAGUGAUCCAUCACCCAACAAGGAAACGCGGCAUGUUCGGAACCUUUUCUGGCUCUGCUAUGUAUCAGACAAAGACCUGUCCCUUCGUACCGGGCAGCCUCCCUUGCUUGCCGACAUCUACUGCGACCUGACUUUGCCCGAAAGCUACCUGAGCUCUUACACGUAUUUACGCGGCCUCGAAGAACCCUCCCGGCUUGGCGAUACACACCUGGCCAGUCUCACGCCGCACCUCUGGGGCGACGCCCAGCUCGGCUGCCUUAAGGAAAAGAUAUACCGCCUCCUCUACUCCGUCCACGCGACGAGCGACAAGGACAACCGGCUCCUGGUGCACAUCCGCCAGCUGGAUGAUGAGAUCGAGCGCUGGCGGCUCUCCGUCCCCCUCGAUUUCCGCCCUGCCCUCUCCGUCUCCCCAGACACGCUGAUCGUCACGCGCGAGACCAAACCACCCCAGCGGAAGCGGUACUUCCAUCUCCUGCUCGAGUACUGGUACUUGAUGAUCUUUGUCCAUACGACGGUCAGGAGAUACGACGCCCAUACGGUGAUUGGCGAUGGGAGCCAUGACCUGCAUAGCGUCAUCCACUCGAGCUACGACCUGUCUCUGGAGGCUGGCAGAUCGACGCUUCGGUGCCUGAGGGUGUUUACGAAGACACUGUCGGACGAGCAUCUGUGGUUUCUUAUUUUCUACACCACCAAUGCCGCCAUCUCUCUCUUCCUCAACAUAGUCAUCCACCCGGAGGAGGUAGACGGACAGCUUGACUUGGAGCUCCUCAUCUCGGCGGCCAACACACUCCGCAUGGUAAAGCCGCGGGGCGCAGUGCCGGACGAAGGGGCCCGGAUACAGCAGCACUCCGACUUCAUCAUGUGGCUCGUAUGGCUUGGGUCAUGCGCCAUAACGAAGGAGAGAGAAGGGAAUGGACACCAUGGUUAA
This is a messenger RNA of Colletotrichum higginsianum IMI 349063, 1044 nucleotides long. RefSeq names its product Fungal specific transcription factor. The record is from RefSeq and is a predicted model, not a curated record. The transcript has 3 exons. The coding region runs from base 1 to 1044 and encodes 347 amino acids. Lineage: Eukaryota; Fungi; Ascomycota; Sordariomycetes; Glomerellales; Glomerellaceae. Gene Ontology annotation, biological process: DNA-templated transcription. Gene Ontology annotation, molecular function: zinc ion binding; DNA binding.